Messenger RNA from Fusarium redolens, 1348 nucleotides. RefSeq names its product GPR1/FUN34/yaaH family-domain-containing protein. The record is from RefSeq and is a predicted model, not a curated record. Lineage: Eukaryota; Fungi; Ascomycota; Sordariomycetes; Hypocreales; Nectriaceae. Gene Ontology annotation, cellular component: plasma membrane. Gene Ontology annotation, molecular function: acetate transmembrane transporter activity. The coding region runs from base 285 to 1121 and encodes 278 amino acids. The transcript has 5 exons.
ACCGACUACCGUUACCUACAGUUAAGUACAUUUCUUCUAGCUAGGUACAUGUCCUCCAGCCGGAUACAUGUCUUCCAGCGGGGUACAUGUCUUCCAACCGGGUACAUGAUUUCCGGAGCAAGGGAGCUUCGACCUAAUCUCCAACCCAGCUACCCCAGAUUGCAAUCGUGGGGGAAAUCCUCUUGAGUACAUAUUCUGGGUCGUGCCAUCUUUCUCUUGUUUUUUUCUGGAUCUGUCACUCCACUACUUACCCACACAUUGCUCCAGUAUUAUCACCGAUCAACAUGUCUACAUCACCUAUCAAGACGUUCACUGAACAGGGCGCUGAUCAUCUGGAGAGGGCCCAUACUACUGGGAGUAUCUCGAUGUCUCCUGAGUUGUUUGAGCAGUUGUACUUGGCGCCUCAUAGCCGAGUCAAGGGGGAUUUGCGACAGAAGUUGGGCAACCCGACACCAUUGGCUUUGGGAGGCUUCCUUCUCUGUACAACUCCCGCGUCCAUGUCGUUGCUUGGAUGGGGAGGUGCAGGGGGUUUUGGAGCUGGUGCAAACGUCGGCGCUUACUUUUGGCUCGGCGGUCUUCUUCUCCUCCUAGGCGGCAUCGGCGAAUGGAUUCUAGGCAAUACCUUUCCAUCGGUCGUGUUUGGCAUCUUCGGCGGCUUCUGGUUCACCUUUGGUUCAACCAUUGUUCCAGGAUAUAAUGCUUAUGGUCUUUACUCCAAGACUGGUACUACUGCAGAUGGCCUUAAGGAAGGCGAGUUCUACGCGACCUUCUCGUUCUUUCUGAUCUCGAUGGCCAUUCUAUGUGCCAUCUUCGCCAUCGCCAGUAUCCGGACGAAUGUGGUGUUGUUUACUAUCCUGGUCAUUCUGGUUCCUUGCUUCUCCUGCCUUUCCGCCUCCUUCUUUGCUGUUGCCAACGGCGAAUCCGAUAAAGCCCUUACAUACCAACACGCUGGUGCUGCGAUCCUUUUUGUUGUCUCACUUCUGGGCUGGUAUAUCUUCUUGAGCCAUAUUCUCCUGUCGGUUGACUUCCCUUAUACUCUCCCACUUGGUGAUCUCUCUUCUAGAAUCCCUGGUGCCACCAAGAUCAAGAAGGACAUUGACUCCGAGGAGGAGAAGGUAUAAGUUUUAGUUGGUAUACAGAUAGUACAGUGGCUGUAUCGCGGCUCUUUGACUAGGUCAAAUUUGUAUACAGGGAGUUACAUCCUUGGCCAAGACGGAAGGGACAAAAUGGGUAGAGAUAUUAGGUUAACGCAAACAACAAUGACAGAACUGCUGGGAUGAUUUUGUAAUGAACAGUAGUUAAGGCUAAAGCUUGCUUUUUAUUCUGUUUAAUACUGCAACUGCUUGAG